This is a messenger RNA of Monopterus albus (swamp eel), 866 nucleotides long. It is a transcript of the gene psma2a, whose product is annotated as proteasome 20S subunit alpha 2a. The record is from RefSeq and is a predicted model, not a curated record. The transcript has 8 exons. NCBI's taxonomy places the organism in Eukaryota, Metazoa, Chordata, Actinopteri, Synbranchiformes, Synbranchidae. Gene Ontology annotation, cellular component: proteasome core complex; proteasome core complex, alpha-subunit complex. The coding region runs from base 100 to 804 and encodes 234 amino acids. Gene Ontology annotation, biological process: ubiquitin-dependent protein catabolic process.
GGUUGUUCGUUUUGAGCACAGCCAUUCUAGGUGGCAGUACACACUCUGAGGUGGAUUUGCUUGUCUCGAGUGAUCGUAGCGCAGAAGAAGAAGAACAAGAUGGCGGAGCGAGGCUAUAGUUUCUCCCUCACCACAUUUAGCCCUUCGGGGAAACUGGUUCAGAUUGAAUAUGCCCUGGCAGCUGUAGCAGCCGGAGCUCCCUCAGUUGGCAUCAAAGCUUCCAAUGGAGUUGUCCUGGCGACAGAGAAGAAACAAAAGUCCAUCCUGUAUGAUGAGCAGAGUGUCCAUAAAGUGGAGCCCAUCACAAAACACAUAGGCAUGGUCUACAGCGGCAUGGGGCCUGAUUAUAGGGUUUUAGUGCGACGGGCCCGGAAGUUGGCACAGCAGUAUUUCCUGGUUUACCAGGAACCGAUCCCCACAGGGCAGCUUGUCCAGAGAGUGGCCUCUGUAAUGCAGGAGUAUACACAGUCUGGUGGAGUGCGUCCCUUUGGGGUGUCAUUGCUGAUAGCUGGGUGGGAUGAAGAUCACCCCUACCUGUUCCAGUCAGACCCCUCUGGUGCAUAUUUUGCAUGGAAAGCCACAGCAAUGGGAAAGAACUAUGUUAAUGGAAAAACAUUCCUUGAGAAAAGGUAUAACAAUGAUCUGGAAUUGGAAGAUGCCAUCCACACAGCCAUCCUAACACUGAAGGAGAGUUUUGAGGGUCAGAUGACAGAGGAGAACAUUGAGGUGGGGAUCUGCAACGAGGCUGGCUUCAAAAGACUCACCCCAGCGGAGGUGAAAGACUACCUGGCUGCUAUUGCGUGAACAUUCCCUGCCUGGUGAUGGGUCUCUGUGGCCACAUUUCAAGACUAAGACAUGGCAGCAAA